Molecule: messenger RNA, 582 nt
Organism: Schistosoma guineensis
Lineage: Eukaryota; Metazoa; Platyhelminthes; Trematoda; Strigeidida; Schistosomatidae
Source: the annotation of a GenBank genome assembly
UGUAAUAUGGGAUAUGUUUUAUUUGGAAUAGUAUUAUCUUAAUUGGAUGAUUACAUUUUAUUAAAAAAUUAAAUAAUAUAAUACAUUUUGAUUUGGUCUCAUAUCUUUCUCUCAACCCCUCUCUUUCUCUCUCUCUCUCUUUGUCUCUAUAUGCCAUUAACUUCUACAGAAUCAUUAUCAUUAAUUACUUUAGAUUCAUCUAAAUCAUCUAAUUUAUGUAUAUCAGUGAAUAUACCAUCAUUAACAAAAGAAUCAAUUAAAUUAUCAUCAUGUAAUAUAUCACCUACAUUUAAUAUAGAUGAUAUUUUAUCAACUCAUUAUGAACAGGAUGAAUUAAAUAAACAAACAUUGAAUGUUAAUAAAAAUUAUCCUAUUGUUCAAAUGAAUGAAACUGAUCAUACAUUUUUAAAUAAUGGAUUUAGCUCAUAUGGUAUCGAAUUCAAACAAACCGAUUUGUACAUCUUGAGGUCAGUUACCUAAGCAUGUUCUUUACAUUCAUAUAACAAGAUAUUUAUGAUAGUAAGCGUAGUAGGAACUCAGCGUUUACCUUCAGAAUUUACAAAUUAGUAUCAUCUUAUUAAC